CUUCCCCCCAGGUUCGGAAGAAGCAAUACCAGCAAACCGACUGCUUCCCCCGCUUUCUUUCUGUACUCGCUACUUCAAUUCACAAUGACUGCCGACGCCGUACAAGUCAUGGACGAAAACGAGAACUGGCCCACGCAGGGCGCCUACGAGUUCGCCGAGUUCUACAACAGCCGCGAGCAGAUCGUGACCUUCGACCAGAUGGAUGCUGAGGUGAUGACCAGGAACUACGAUUUUGUGGUCAUCGGGGCCGGGCCAGUUGGCGCAGCGCUCGCGUUCCGGAUUGCCAAGGACCACCCGGACCGCAGCAUUCUGCUGGUGGAAAAGAACUGGAACGAGCCAGACCGGUUUGUCGGCGAGCUGAUGCAGCCGGCCGGGUGCCAGGCGCUGGAGCGGCUCGGGCUGGGCAGCGUAUUCAAGGGCAUUGGCGGCGUGCCAGUGCACGGCUACUAUGUUGCAUACAAGGGCAAGCACAUCUACAUUCCGUACAUGAAGGAGCCUGGCAGCGAGAAGCGCUUCAAGGGCGUCAGCUUCCACCACGGGCGGCUGGUGAUGCAGAUCCGCGCGGCGGCCAAGUCGCGGCCCAACAUCACGUGCCUGGAGGCAUCGGUAACCGAGCUCAUUGCCGACUACGCUCUGGUCAACGGCGAGCAGACGAUGACCACGGUGCGCGGGGUGCGCAUCGGGCCGGUGCAUUCGAAGCCCGAGGGCGACAAGUCCUACGCGGUCAUGCCCAAGCUGACGCUUGUGUGCGACGGCAUCACCUCGCAGUUUCGCAAGAUCCUGAACGAGAAGCCGAUCCACCUGCUGUCGCACUUUUGCGCGCUGCUGAUCGAGCACGAACCAGUGCGCUCCUCCGAGUUCUUCGACGGUCCCGAAGGAGCCACAACACAUGUGGCUACCCCGCAGUCGCCCGACGUCAACCCGCUGCCGAUGCCACAUAACGGACAUGUGCUGCUGGACGGCGUCGGCCCGCUGCUGCUGUACCAGCUGUCGGAGACCGAGACCCGUGUGCUGGCUGAUAUCCCUGGCAGUUCGCUGCCCUCGGAUGCGAGCGGCAAGCUGCGCACGAUCUUACGCAGCUCGCUGGCUAACGCAGCGCCUAAAGACCGCUACCCAGGGCUCAACGCCCUGCUGCUCGACACCAUCGACAAGUCGAAGCGCAUCCGCGUGAUUGGCAACAAGUUCAUCCCGGCCGUCAACAACCGUAUCAAUGGCGCAGUGUGGAUCGGCGACGCCCUGAAUGUGCGCCAUCCGCUGACCGGCGGCGGCAUGACCGUCGGCCACUGGGACUGUGUGCUGUUCGCCGACCUGCUCAAGGAGUUCAACUACGACGACCCCCGCGAUAUGCAGCGCCUGAAGGCCAAGUGGUACUGGCAGCGCCGCCCCCGCGCUCUCGUCGUCAACGCCCUGUCUGUCUCCCUGCACGCCCUGUUUGCUGCCGAGUCAAAGGAGCUCGGCCUGCUGCGCGAGGCCUGCUUCGUGUACCUGGGCCGCGGCGGCCGCGCCACCAUGGACCCGUCGGGCUUCCUGUCGGGCCUGGUGGCCAAACCGCAUAUGCUGUUCUACCACUUCUUUGCUGUCGCCUUCCUUGCGGUCCAGCUUCGCAUCUCUGGCACAUCUACUGCUUACAAGGGCGGCAACCUCCUCUACCGCAUCUUUACUGCCUUCUACACGCUGUGGGUCGCUGCCUGUGUUCUGGUCCCCAACAUGUGGGCCGAGCUGCACCCUUGAACCAAAAAGUACACAUAGCCACUCGCCUUAAUCGUAAAUACAUCCACCUCGCCAUAC
Messenger RNA from Linderina pennispora, 1788 nucleotides. Its product is annotated as SE-domain-containing protein. Gene Ontology annotation, cellular component: endoplasmic reticulum; membrane. Gene Ontology annotation, biological process: ergosterol biosynthetic process. Gene Ontology annotation, molecular function: squalene monooxygenase activity; flavin adenine dinucleotide binding. The coding region runs from base 85 to 1731 and encodes 548 amino acids. The record is from RefSeq and is a predicted model, not a curated record. The transcript has a single exon. Lineage: Eukaryota; Fungi; Kickxellomycota; Kickxellomycetes; Kickxellales; Kickxellaceae.